AUGCCUUACUGGUACUAUGACAAAAAGGAUCUACAAAGCACGCCGUCGUUCCGGGAUGGUAUAUCCAAUGAAACCGAGAAUCGGUAUAGAAAGGAAGGUGCCAGGUUCAUCAUCGAUACUGGCUCGAAGAUGGACUUAGGUUAUAACACUGUUGCGACUGGUGUUGUUUAUUUUCAUCGUUUUUACAUGUUCCACUCGUUCAAAACAUUCCCGAGGUACAUAACUGCAUGUUGUUGCCUGUUCUUGGCCGGUAAAGUUGAGGAGACGCCGAAAAAGUGCAAAGAUAUAAUAAAAGUUGCCAAGUCGUUAUUAACGGAGCACAAAUUUGCAACUUUUGGUGAUGAUCCUAAAGAAGAAGUGAUGACUUUGGAGCGCAUCUUGCUGCAGACGAUCAAAUUCGACCUCCAGGUCGAACACCCAUACGGCUACCUGUUGAAGUACGCCAAGUGUCUGAAAGGAGACAAGGGCAAGUUACAGAAGAUGGUGCAAAUGGCAUGGACGUUUGUGAACGACAGUUUAUGCACAACGCUGUGCCUCCAAUGGGAGCCAGAAGUAAUAGCAGUAGCACUCAUGUUCCUUGCGGGUAAGCUCAGCAAGUUUGAGGUGAUGGACUGGAACGGAAGAGUGCCUAGACAUAAUGCCUGGUGGGACAUGUUUGUUGAAGACAUCACUAUGGAGUUGCUUGAGGAUAUCUGUCAUCAGGUACUAGAUCUCUACUCACCACAGCCUCAAUCUUCCGGUAGCGAUUCCCCACCGCUACAAACACCGAACAAGCAGCCAAAAAACGAGAAGAAACCCCUCUGCGUUACACCGCCAACUUCAGUAUCACCUGUCGCCGUUACCACUAAACCAGUCGUCACUCCCAUCAAGAACGGCUCCGAGGUCAAAAUAGAACCACCAAAGAUGGAACCGCUGCGGUACAGCUAUCCACCGUACCCUGGCCUGUACCCGCCGGUGUAUACGGCACCGCCUCCUACAAUACCACCUCCACCAAGGUUACCUAUAACGUCAGGGCCACCUCCCGGUUUAGUCUAUACAGAGCCCCCGCCAGCACCAGCCGCAAGAUUUCCUCCCGUCAAUGUUCCCCCUCCAAACUACUUCCCCCCACUCCCAGGUAGAGGACCGCCGCCCCCGGGGCCUCCGCCCCGGCCUUACUAUCCGCCACCGUAA
Messenger RNA from Arctia plantaginis, 1170 nucleotides. The record is from the annotation of a GenBank genome assembly. NCBI's taxonomy places the organism in Eukaryota, Metazoa, Arthropoda, Insecta, Lepidoptera, Erebidae.